AUGAAGAAUCAGAAGUUACUGAGCAAACCAUUCUUGACGUCCCUAUUCUUGGGAAUAGGCGGGUUUCUCUAUGGCUACGAUUCGGGUAUUAUUACACCGAGUUUAGCACUAAAAUCAUUCUUGAGCCACUUCGGGCAUCCUAACGCGGCGACUCAAGGCGCGAUUGUUUCUGUUUAUCAAGCUGGAGCUUGGCUUGGUAGCGCUUCAGUCGGAUAUUCAAGUGAUAGGUUCGGUCGACGUAAAGCUAUAUCGUUCGGAUGCAUAUGGGGAGCAAUUGGGGCAGCCCUGAUGGCUGGAGCAGCUCAUGUCGCCAUGCUCAUCGUUGGGCGUUUACUAGUUGGAUUUGCCGUCGGGACAAUAACGGGAGUCGCUCCCGUUUUUGGUGCCGAGAUUGCGAAGACUCAUGAAAGAGCAAAGAUUACGGCGGCUAACCAAAUGAUGGUCGCCUGGGGAUUCUUCGUCGCGUUAUGGACCGGUGUUGGCGAAGGUCGAUGGAAUAACCCCAAUCAAUGGAGACUCGGUUUCGCAAUUCAAGGUAUACCAGCGCUUUUGCUUGGUAUCGGUGUCUUAUUCAUCGGCGAGUCCCCGAGAUGGUUAUGCUUAAAGGGUCGUUACGAAGAGGCGAAGAAAGCAUUCGACAACUACCAUUACGACGGAUCUAACGAAGAAUGGUGCAACACUGAAUUCGGUACCAUCCAGAUCAACAUCGAGGAAGAGUUUAAGGCUCAAGGUCGUCUCACUUGGAAGGACCUCUUCAAGACCCCAUCAUUCCGAAAACGUCUUUUUGUUGGAUCUUUCGUAUGGGCAGCCGCUAUGUUGUCAGGCAUAUCGUUCGUGCAGUACUACCAGACUGCAAUUUACGCGACUCUCCAGUUUGGCCAAGACCAACAGCUGCUCGUCAGUGGCCUUUACGGCUCCGUUGCUCCAGUAGCUUGUCUCUUAUCCUUAUUCUUCGUGGAUAAGAUUGGCCGAAAGAAGAUCCUGAUAGCAAGCUCUUCGCUCCUGUCGCUUUGCUACAUGAUUAUUACCAUCAUUGCUGCGGUGUACCCUGCGAAGCCUGGAAUGCCCACUAACGCUGCUGCACAGAGGGGUCUUAUUGCCUGUAUUUUUGCAGUUUCAGCUAACUAUUCAGCGCUGCUCGGGCCUAUGACCUGGAUUAUUCCGCCUGAGGUGUUCACUACCGAACUUAGAGCAAAAGCAAACGCCCUUGUCCAGGUUAUUCACUAUUCUAUCAGCUUGGUUAUUACUCAAUGUUCGCCAAUUGCUCUGGCAGCUGUGGGAUGGAAAUACUACAUUCUUUUCAUUCUUACCAAUGCGCUUUGCGCCCUUGUGUUCGCUUUCGCAUAUCCAGAAACAAAGGGUAAAUCGUUAGAAGAAAUUGAUGAGAUAUUCGGAGACGUUAAGAUUUUCCAUGGAAAUAGCACCAAGUUGACGAAUGACGAGGAGAUCGCUGUUGAUACCUUGGAAAUUCGUGAUAAACAGGCUUGA
Messenger RNA from Hypoxylon trugodes, 1488 nucleotides. Its product is annotated as general substrate transporter. Lineage: Eukaryota; Fungi; Ascomycota; Sordariomycetes; Xylariales; Hypoxylaceae. Bases 1 to 1488 code for a protein of 495 amino acids. Gene Ontology annotation, biological process: carbohydrate transport; transmembrane transport. Gene Ontology annotation, cellular component: membrane. The transcript has 9 exons. The record is from RefSeq and is a predicted model, not a curated record. Gene Ontology annotation, molecular function: carbohydrate:proton symporter activity.